GUUGCAAGCGGCCUUGUAGCUGGGAGCAUCGCUCCAGGACCCCCUCCCUCCCCGCCACACCCUGGCUGCCCGCUCCCGCCAGGCCUUGCCGGACCCGGCGGCGUCUACUCUUCCCUGUCACCCACAGUCGCCCACGGGCGGGGAUCGGCACCCCAAGCGCAAAGCUGACGUGCCCCCCCUUCCGUGCCGUCCCCCCCAUCUCCCACCGCCCAGUCCCCGGCAGCGAUGAGACAGAGCGGCACCUCCCAGCCCCUGCUGAUCAACAUGUACCUGCCAGAUCCCGUCGGAGAUGGUCUUUUUAAGGAAGGGAAGAGCCCGAGCUGGGGGCCGCUGAGCCCUGCGGUACAGAAAGGCAGCGGGCAGAUCCAGUUGUGGCAGUUUCUCCUGGAGCUGCUGGCCGAUCGCGCGAACGCCGGCUGCAUCGCGUGGGAGGGCGGCCACGGCGAGUUCAAGCUCACCGACCCCGACGAGGUGGCGCGGCGCUGGGGCGAGCGCAAGAGCAAGCCCAACAUGAACUACGACAAGCUGAGUCGCGCGCUGCGCUACUACUACGACAAAAACAUCAUGAGCAAGGUACACGGCAAGCGCUACGCCUACCGCUUUGACUUCCAGGGCUUGGCGCAGGCUUGCCAGCCACCACCAGCGCACGCCCACGCCGCUGCGGCCGCCGCGGCCGCCGCGGCCGCCGCCCAGGACGGCGCCCUCUACAAGCUCCCGGCCGGCCUGGCCCCGCUGCCCUUCCCCGGCCUCUCCAAACUCAACCUGAUGGCAGCUUCGGCGGGCGUCGCGCCCGCUGGCUUCUCCUACUGGCCCGGCCCGAACGCCACCGCCGCUGCCGCCGCCACCGCCGCGCUCUACCCCACCCCGGGCUUGCAGCCUCCUCCUGGGCCCUUCGGCGCGGUGGCCGCCGCUUCGCACUUGGGGGGUCAUUAUCACUAGAGGGGACGGUCGGGAGUUGGGGGCGGACAGCGGGGGCCUCUUCCACACGGCCCAGUGACCAAUCCCAUCCUCAUCCUGGGAGGAGCCCCGAAGCUUCCCCCCUCCACCCCCCGACGGUCCUUUAACACAGAUUUUACUGCAGCCGCUGCGAAGAAAGGGUGGGAAGCCUCUGAGGUCUUCCCUGAACACCAGGCUUCCAGGCCCCCAGUAUCUUCGCCCCAGGAGGGAUGCAUGGGCUCCCACUUUAAUUUUUCUCUCCCAGGUCUCCAGAUUCUGGGACUCCCGUGUCUUUUUCUCUUCUCACCUGCACACCCCUGCCUCCUUCUUUACGAUCCCUAUUUUUCUGUUUUUUCCUUUUCUUUUCUUUUUUUCUCCUCAUUUUUUCUCUCUCCCGCGACCUACUCCAAACGGUAGUACCUCGAGGCCUCUCACGCUCCCCUUUUCGGGAUAUGAGAAGCCUCGAUAAAAAUCUCUGCCGUCCUCCAUCCCUAUUCCAACACUCUGACUUCCCUUUCUCCCAUACCCCCCUACACUCUGGCCUAAGGACCCCAGCCUGUAUCCCUUUCAACCCCAUUAAAGCUCCCAAGCUCCC
Mastomys coucha (southern multimammate mouse) is the source of this 1531-nucleotide messenger RNA. It is a transcript of the gene Fev, whose product is annotated as FEV transcription factor, ETS family member. The transcript is spliced from 3 exons. Gene Ontology annotation, cellular component: nucleus. Gene Ontology annotation, molecular function: sequence-specific DNA binding; DNA-binding transcription factor activity, RNA polymerase II-specific. The record is from RefSeq and is a predicted model, not a curated record. Gene Ontology annotation, biological process: cell differentiation; regulation of transcription by RNA polymerase II. Lineage: Eukaryota; Metazoa; Chordata; Mammalia; Rodentia; Muridae. Bases 226 to 939 code for a protein of 237 amino acids.